AUGCAUUCCCAACGGCCUUUAUCUUAUGCUCCAACUCCCUACAGCUAUACUCCCAACCCGGCUCUGUCGGCUACAAUCAAUCUCGAUGAAGAAGUGAAGCUUGCAUCAAGCUCCACUGAGCGCGAUCUGUAUGAAUCACUUGCCGAAAUUUAUAGCAUCAUCGUCACUUUAGACGGGCUGGAAAAGGCCUACAUCCGCGACGCUAUAACCGAGUCCGAGUAUACAGAAACAUGUGCCCGUCUACUGAAGCAAUACAAAUCAACCCUUGGCGACGAUACAGUUGCGAGAGAAUUUGUGGACCUGGAAACAUUCAAGCGCACAUGGCAAUUGGAAUGUCCCCGAGCUACAGAACGUCUGCGCAUUGGUUUACCCGCCACGGUCGAACAAGCAUCCCACGGCGCGCACACUCCGAGCAGUGGCGUGCCUACCAGUGCUACAGUCGGCGCGGGAGCUUCCGGCAGUCUUAUUCUCACUGCAACGGAAAACUUUAUCACGUUUUUAGAUGCACUUAAGCUCAACAUGGUUUCCAAAGAUGCGCUGCAUCCGCUCCUUUCCGAAGUCAUCCAAUCAGUCAACAAAGUCACAGAUCGAGAUUUCGAAUCGCGCGGCAAGAUCAUACAAUGGCUGAUUACACUCAACCAAAUGCGCGCAACUGAGGAACUAAGCGAUGAUCAAGCUCGGGAGCUGUCAUUUGAUAUCGAGCAGGCGUAUCAGGGGUUUAAAGCGACGCUCAACUGA
Messenger RNA from Talaromyces atroroseus, 738 nucleotides. RefSeq lists its product as hypothetical. The record is from RefSeq and is a predicted model, not a curated record. Gene Ontology annotation, biological process: protein transport to vacuole involved in ubiquitin-dependent protein catabolic process via the multivesicular body sorting pathway. Gene Ontology annotation, cellular component: ESCRT I complex. Gene Ontology annotation, molecular function: protein-containing complex binding. Bases 1 to 738 code for a protein of 245 amino acids. NCBI's taxonomy places the organism in Eukaryota, Fungi, Ascomycota, Eurotiomycetes, Eurotiales, Trichocomaceae. The transcript is spliced from 3 exons.